This is a messenger RNA of Ceratina calcarata, 974 nucleotides long. RefSeq lists its product as uncharacterized. Lineage: Eukaryota; Metazoa; Arthropoda; Insecta; Hymenoptera; Apidae. The coding region runs from base 75 to 806 and encodes 243 amino acids. The record is from RefSeq and is a predicted model, not a curated record. The transcript is spliced from 4 exons.
CAGUCUCAUCUGUGGUAUAAAGCAUCCAGCGCGAAUGGACGUUCAGUCAAAUAACUAAUGAGCAUCAGAGUACAAUGGUGAAACUACGCGCGUUCGGUGUUUUAAUAUCGUUCGGAAUUCUCAGUGGGAACAUGGUCGAGCCGCUGAUGCAGGAGGGAUUGUCGAAAUUUUUCGGCACUAUCACAGGGAUUAGACAACUGCGAAUCCCGGAGUUGUUAAAUCAAUUGUGCAACGAAUCGCAAGGUUCGAAUAUGGUUCGUCGAGACGCGUGUUACGGGUGCUUCUACAGAGUGUCUAGACAACCCAUUGGAUAUUCACUGUUGGUCUCUAUGUCCAGCUGCGCUGAUAUGUAUCUCAAUGGUACCGAUUACGGUCACUGUCAACGAUAUUUGAGCAAUGCUACCAACGCACUGAACUCAAGAAUUAAUCCUACGACUAUAUACUGCACGUUCCUCGAUUGCGUCCGACAACAGAACAGGGACAAUUUGCUCACGGAAUGCGUCGGCGAAGCUGUGCGGAUAUUCCCCAAUUUCACCGUCACGGACGUGAAACUGGCUCAAUUAUAUGUGAACACCACCGCGUGCGUGCUAGCGAGAUCCCGUUGCUCACAAACGAACCCGAUAACCGGAGAAUUUCAAGAAGACGUUCUUGCUAAUAAACUGCAUAUACCGACGAUCAACGCGGUGCUGGUCAACACGGAUUACGACAUCAACAUCAUACAGCUACCAUUUUAUUACGGUUCCAUCAACAUCUGCUCGAAGCAGAGGAACUAUGAGCAGGCCAGCUGGCCAGGCGUCACGUGCUGAUCGAGAAUUUCUCUCUUUACCAUUGAGGAAGCACUCGGAGAAACUGAGAAUUUCUCCUUACGACGAUUUUAACAGGAAACGUUCCCGACCCACUAGUAAUCUCCUACGACACUAUUAAGAGAAUUAUAUGCAAAUUUAAUUUGUUUCCUUUUAUGACUAGAUCGCAAA